Pterocles gutturalis (yellow-throated sandgrouse) is the source of this 414-nucleotide messenger RNA. It is a transcript of the gene SNCG, whose product is annotated as synuclein, gamma (breast cancer-specific protein 1). NCBI's taxonomy places the organism in Eukaryota, Metazoa, Chordata, Aves, Pterocliformes, Pteroclidae. The coding region runs from base 1 to 414 and encodes 137 amino acids. Gene Ontology annotation, biological process: synapse organization; synaptic vesicle endocytosis; chemical synaptic transmission. The record is from RefSeq and is a predicted model, not a curated record. Gene Ontology annotation, molecular function: cuprous ion binding. Gene Ontology annotation, cellular component: axon terminus; cytoplasm; neuronal cell body. The transcript has 5 exons.
AUGGAUGUCUUUAAGAAAGGUUUCUCCAUUGCUAAAGAAGGUGUGGUGGCUGCUGCAGAAAAGACCAAGCAGGGAGUGACAGAGGCUGCAGAGAAGACUAAAGAAGGGGUGAUGUAUGUAGGUACCAAGACCAAGGAAGGUGUAGUGCAAAGUGUGACCUCAGUUGCUGAGAAGACCAAAGAGCAGGCCAAUGUGGUGGGAGAAGCUGUAGUGGCCAGUGUGAACACAGUGGCAAACAAGACUGUAGAAGGAGCAGAGAACAUUGCGGCCACUACAGGAAUUGUAAAAAAGGAGGACCUGGCACCAGCACAGCCGCCCGAGCAGCCAGGGGUGGAGGGAGACGGGGACCUGGCAGUGAGCACCGGUGGCAGCGAAGAGGCAGAGUACCCACAAAUCCUCAAGAAGCCAGUAUAA